AUGCACCAGUACAACCCCAUUCGUGCUCUCCGCGCCCGUCGUCUGAACGCGAUUGCUGCACUUGAGAAGUACUUCGACACCAACCCACUCGGACAGAAGACCGCCCAGCACAUCCUGAAGGGCAAGGAAAUCUUCGCUGAACUUCGUCAGAGACUGCGCAAACGCCUUGCUGACUACAUCAAAAAUGUCCAAGACGAGAACUAA
Dibothriocephalus latus is the source of this 204-nucleotide messenger RNA. NCBI's taxonomy places the organism in Eukaryota, Metazoa, Platyhelminthes, Cestoda, Diphyllobothriidea, Diphyllobothriidae. The record is from the annotation of a GenBank genome assembly.